Sorex fumeus (smoky shrew) is the source of this 1113-nucleotide messenger RNA. RefSeq names its product transcription elongation factor A2 (gene TCEA2). Gene Ontology annotation, cellular component: nucleus. NCBI's taxonomy places the organism in Eukaryota, Metazoa, Chordata, Mammalia, Eulipotyphla, Soricidae. Gene Ontology annotation, molecular function: zinc ion binding; nucleic acid binding. Bases 24 to 1067 code for a protein of 347 amino acids. The record is from RefSeq and is a predicted model, not a curated record. Gene Ontology annotation, biological process: DNA-templated transcription; transcription elongation by RNA polymerase II. The transcript has 10 exons.
GGGCGGGAACUACGUGUCCCAGCAUGCGGCGCGGCCCCGCGGGGGCCGGGGGUUUGAACGGAGGGUCUCGAGCCCCGCCGGGCUGCGUCGGUGCGGCGGGUGCGGGAGGAGCCGGAGCCGAGGCCGGGUCUGGCGCAAGGGGCUGCGGGGGCGCCGCCCCCCAGGCGAGGAUGGGCAAAGAGGAGGAGAUAGCGCGGAUCGCCCGAAGGCUGGACAAGAUGGUCACCAAGAAGAGCGCGGACGGCGCCGUGGAGCUGCUGCGCGAGCUGAGGGCCAUGCCGGUGACGCUGCCCCUGCUGCAGUCCACCCGCGUUGGCAUGUCCGUCAAUGCCCUGCGGAAACAGAGCUCGGACGAGGACGUCAUUGCCCUGGCCAAGUCGCUCAUCAGAUCCUGGAAGAAGCUGCUGGAUGCAUCUGACACCAAGGUCAGGGACAGGAGGCGGGGCACCAGUGUGUCCGCGACGUCAAGGGACACGCCAGAGGCCUCGGACCCCAGCCGCAGAAAGCCCGAGCUGCCCAGGACGCCGCCCACCCCCAGGAUCACCACGUUCCCCCCAGUGCCGGUCACCUGUGAUGUUGUGCGUAACAAGUGCCGGGAGAUGCUGACUGCUGCCCUGCAGACGGACGAUGACCAUGUGGCUGUGGGCGCAGACUGUGGACGCCUCUCGGCCCAGAUCGAGGAAUGCAUCUACCGGGACCUGGGGAGCACGGACCUGAAGUACAAGAACCGAGUGCGGAGCCGCAUCUCCAACCUGAAGGACGCCAGGAACCCUGAGCUGCGGAGGAAUGUGCUGUGCGGCACCAUCUCCCCCCAGCAGAUCGCCGUGAUGACAUCAGAGGAAAUGGCCAGCGAGGAGCUGAAGGAGAUCCGCAAGGCCAUGACGGAGGAGGCGAUCCGGGAGCACCAGAUGGCCCGCGCGGGGGGCGCGCAGACGGACCUGUUCACCUGCGGCAGGUGCCACAAGAAGAGCUGCACCUACACGCAGGUGCAGACCCGCAGCUCUGAUGAGCCCAUGACCACUUUUGUCGUCUGCAACGAGUGUGGCAAUCGUUGGAAGUUCUGCUGAGCUGUGUACGCAUGCGCUCCACCCGGGCCAUGGCCGGCGCCACCCU